Messenger RNA from Arabidopsis lyrata subsp. lyrata, 240 nucleotides. Its product is annotated as defensin-like protein 45. The record is from RefSeq and is a predicted model, not a curated record. NCBI's taxonomy places the organism in Eukaryota, Viridiplantae, Streptophyta, Magnoliopsida, Brassicales, Brassicaceae.
AUGGCCACCACAAAAACUUUGACUCUUUUACUCUUAAUAAUAAUGGUUGCUUCGUUGUCCAAUUGCAACAUCUUGGCUUCAGAGAUCAAACCUACCGGAAGAAUUGGUAAUAUGUGCAAGCAGAUAUGUUCGGAAACGUAUGGGAAUGUAUGUGCCGCGGACUGUAGGAAGGCUGGCUUCUCAUCCGGACAAUGUUUUACUUCUCCUCCUUUGGAAAAUAAAUGUUGUUGCAACAAGUGA